AUGCGCCAUGCCUCACAGCUGUGCAGAGGGCUGGCGGAGGCUGCUCGUUCCUUGGAGCGGCCUUACGUUCCUCGACAUGUUCCUCUGCCUUCAUCCAGCUACAGUACCCAAGCACAGCAAUCGCCCACACCAACUGCCCCGAAACCCUCUACAGAUCAUAUCUCCAAUCGAUCAGAGGAGUCGAGCGCCCACGAUGGAGCUCAGAAUGUCAGAGUCACCAAACGAAUCACAGCCCUGGACUCAAAUCCAACACACCAGCGCUCUCAGCAAAAUUCUCCGCAACCAUCUCCUUCGCCUCCACCAAUAGACAGGCAACGCCAUCAGUCUUCCGACAGUAGUCACUCUCUCUCCACCUCACAAUCAUGGGAUGCUGCCGCCUCAGCCAAGCCCGAACCCCAACAAAGCAGUACUCGUGCUUUCAACAAGUCUUUCGUCCAAACGGCGGCACACGCGUAUGCUGGUGCUUCCCCGAAAGGCCAGGCAUCUGCAAUGCGCAAGAUCUUCAACGAUGCUGAUCAACGUGGACUACAUCUUGAACUCGAUCGGACAGCCCGUAAGGUAGAGCUUCUCAUGGUAGCCUAUCCGCGUCUGAGCAAACCUCAGGCCAAUUUGCUCCUACAGACCUUUCGCCAGAUCCAUGCAUUCCGCUCGCAAGCGCCGACCGCCCUGCUAUCAUGGUAUGAGGAUCUAGUCUGGACGACUGAACGUCAGACCCAGGGCUUGGAACAAAUCGAGUCGUCACAAAGUCUUUCGCUCUUACUAAGAUACGUAUAUCAGAAAAACGACUUACGCUCGCUCCUCCGCUUAGAAAGUCGAGCUGCGCGGAUGCCCAGGACGCUGCAACAGUUAAGCGAUCCGAUAGCUGAGACCAAGCUGUUGCCGAAGAAAUUGGGCAACUAUGAAGUCGAUGGCGUCGGUAUUUGGCCAGAGUCUAGAGAGAAUCCAUGCCGUCUAGCGUUCAAUCUCAAGGUGGCAUAUGCAGCAAAGGAGGGCAAUUGGAUCAAGGUCGACGAAUAUGUGAGUCAAGCAGGUCUCCUAUCAAAUAAGGUCACAGUAGGGAAGGCGAAGUCAAGAUCUCGCUCAGAUUUGAUGUUAGAUACGAUCGGAUGGGGCUGUCUUCUCCGGUUUGGCUUGGGAGCUGUUCGCCAGUCCGACAGUAGGAAGCGACGUGAUACUCGGGCCCGCCCUGCGGAGGGAGAGACAUACCAGCCAACAGUGCCCUCCACUAUCUCAGACACAACGACAACAUUAUUAGAAGGCAUAGCGGAUGAAGAGAAAGCUAGACAGAUACAGCAGCAGGAGGCACAAGCGCAAGCCAAACUCUCCCUGACCAAACGUCUCCUACCCCACCUCUUGCGGCACACCAGAAGUGCGCUCAAACAUUCCAGCGAUACUGCUGGAGAUCCAAACUCUGCAGACCCAGCCACGCCGGCCUGGCUUCUUCAAUCAGUGCUGACACAGCUAGCCGAAAGAGGCGACACAGCAACAACGAUGCGCAUUGUCCAGCUUGCGCUCUCCGAAACAUCUACGCUCGACCAACAUGCUCUUGUUCGCGGUGGCGCCACCAGCAUCCUCAACUUGACCCUCAUUGCCUGUCAUCAGAACCGCGCUGUUAGUCUCACAGAGACCCUGCGCAUCUUCAACAAUCUCACUGGCUCAACGCUCGGACAGAGCGUUAAUGAUCCUGCGUCUGUUGCCAGCAAGCUUCGCGAGACGGAGGCAGAUGGAGCAUCCAUCCAAGGGAGUGAGAGGCAAACGAAGGGAAGAAAGAUCGUACCGAACGAAGAAUCGUUGGUUUUGAUGCUGAAGAAGGUAAGGCACCCGCUGUUUCGAGCAGCAUGGACCCGAAAGUUGGUGCAAGACUUUCAGCGGCUGUUUCCGAAAGUGCGGUUGACGGGAAGGACUUAUAGGAUGAUCAUUGAUCAGUGCGUUGCUACUGCUCCUGUUCUGCAACCUCGUCCGGAGGAAGCGGUCUCAGAAGACGCCCCGGCCGCGACCGAGCACAUGGUAGCUAGUGGUCGUAGAGGCCGUCGUCUGCGACAGGCCGCCUCAUCCACAAAGUCCUCCAGUAGCACACCGCCGACCAGCUCUACUACAGCACUGUCAGCAACCAGAGGCCCAAUCAUCAAACAGUCCAUCCUCGCCAACACGCUACAAGACAUUCUCAACCGCUUCCAACCCACCCAUCCGACAUCGCACUUGCAUCUGAGUACAACCAACAGACGAAGGUUCGAACAUACCCUACUGCGCGCACUCCGCCUGUUGAAUCCUAAGAGAGAUUAUCAUCUCCAAAAGCUUAAGGAGGGAGCGAAGCAGGGAUUGGUGAAGCACCACUCAGCUGCAGUUGAGGAUAUCGUUCGGAUCAUCGGUUUGAUUGCACAGGUGAAGCGUCUGGGACGGACGGAGGAAGAGCGCAGAAAAACGUCUCAAGCCAAAAACGCAGUUGUAGAUUGA
This is a messenger RNA of Ustilago hordei, 2454 nucleotides long. RefSeq lists its product as uncharacterized. The record is from RefSeq and is a predicted model, not a curated record. NCBI's taxonomy places the organism in Eukaryota, Fungi, Basidiomycota, Ustilaginomycetes, Ustilaginales, Ustilaginaceae. The coding region runs from base 1 to 2454 and encodes 817 amino acids. The transcript has a single exon.